UUUGAAGUGGCUGUAGGCCCGGACCCGUUGUUCUAAAUUCUUUGGCUUUCAGUCUGCCUAGCCACUUAGCAGUAAAUCCACUUUGCCAAUACUUCCAUCAUGGUGACUUUCAUUUCCAAAUACACUUUGUCUGUUAUUGUGACUAACGCAAUUAUACUUACAGAUUGACCCUAUCGGAGCAGUAGCAGCCGCUACAGCCUCAAUUGAUCAAUCCCUCAAGCUUAUCCGACGAGUCUCUACGGCCAUCGAGAUCCAUAAGAAUGGCAGGAAAGACCUAGAGUUUAUUUUCGAGGACCUCUCCAGUAUUGCCCAAGUUAUAGAACUUGUCCAAACCAUCGAAGCAAUCAGAACCAAAGGAGUUCUCAAAGCCUUAGCAAAUAUGCUAAAACAUGCUGAAAAGCUAGAUGAUCAUGUCCAACAGGUCAAAAAGAAGUUCAACACCGGCUCUUCAUUUCGUCGCGCCACUCACCACUUCAUGACUGGCCCUGAAGAUUUGGAGCAUACCAACAGAGUGGUCAAAGAGCUAGCAUCUCUAAAGACCACGCUCAUCCUUCAUAUUCAAGUUGCUCAUGUUGGCCUUGUUGUUCAAAAUGAUCAGGACAAGCGGGCAAACCCGGGUUGCACUCACAUGUUGGACAGUUCGGUUCUUCAUGAGGUCAAUCAAGUUGUUGAGCAGAGACUCGGCAAGGGACAGGGGCUGAAGAUAGCUGAAGUCCUUCGAGGCAAGAGCGCAGACGAUGAUGGAAUGAUUCGCCUUUCGCAAGAGGAGUAUGAAUGCCUCGUAUUUCAUAGCUUGGACGAUAGUCAAUCCAACCAAGAACUCGGUACAAUUCGCGUUGCCAAUAACCAAACCUUUGAUCAAGCGUUGCAAAUCAACGGAUUUAUAAGCGACGACUGGAUGGAGUUUGCUCAGAACCUGACUAUCGAGGAUAAUGAAGCUCGCAACCAGUCUAUCCAGGUAAAUGUACCUACUAGGACGGAGCGUUUCGCCGAGCUUUUGGCUGUCAGAAACAAAACUCUCGAGAUGAUGCCGAGUUCGGCUUGGGCACCAGCCCCACUGAUGCCAAAGCAGAAUAUUAGAAGCCUGGAAUGAAUUCGUAUUUCCUCUUACCACUAGUUGAGUAUAAGGGGAUAUGUUUCAUGAUUCGCGGUGGUGGCUGAGGAAUAAGGGUUCAAAGCGGCAGUCCGUGACAGAUUACGCGUUACUUAAGUGUCAUUUUCUAAUACCGAGCCAGACUUUCCAGAAAGCCCCAGUCCAACGUAGCAAUGCUGUACUGAUUAUUUGGUGGC
Fusarium odoratissimum NRRL 54006 is the source of this 1290-nucleotide messenger RNA. RefSeq lists its product as uncharacterized. The record is from RefSeq and is a predicted model, not a curated record. The transcript has 3 exons. Bases 380 to 1093 code for a protein of 237 amino acids. NCBI's taxonomy places the organism in Eukaryota, Fungi, Ascomycota, Sordariomycetes, Hypocreales, Nectriaceae.